GUCUUCUACAUUUCUCUGCCUUUUCCAGCGUUUUUAAAAGAAAACCCUCAAAUUUGUACAAUAUUAUUAUUUCCUGCCCUCGUCGUCGUCGUCGUCGUCCGGCUCCUCCGCACUCUCCUCCUUCCAUGUGAAGAUUAGGGCUAGGGCCGUGAGAGACCCCGAUCUCUCUCUCUCUCUCUCUAAGGUCACAGAGGGCAAAACCGAUGAGACGCCGGAGAUCCCACGCUGCAAUACUUGUAUCCUCGCUCCUAUUCCUCCUCUUGGUAGCGAUCUCCUCUUCCGCGGAGCGAAGCGGUACGGAGGCGGGUCCUCGCGGGGUGGAGAGGUCCGCCUUGCUGCAGUUCAAGAGCUUCGUUACUUCCGACCCCGCUAGGUUGCUCGGGGCAUGGGGCUCCGAGGCCAACCACUGCUCUUGGCCUGGCGUCGCGUGCGAUGGACGGUCACGGGUCGUCUCCCUUAAUAUAUCUGCGAAAGGCAGCUCCUCUAAGCUCCCCUGCUCCCGGUCCGGCCUCUACCGUCGCAGCUGCGGCGAUCUCGGCCGUAGGAUGGUUGGGACACUUAGCUUGGUCCUGCGGAAUCUGUCAGAGCUCAGGGUGCUGUCGUUUCCGUUUCAUGACUUUCAUGGCGAGAUUCCGGGUGUUCUCUGGGAAUUGAAGAGGCUGGAAGUGCUUGAUCUUGAGGGUAACUCGCUUUCCGGUGGUUUACCCUCACGGUUCCCCCGCCAGUUGCGCGUGCUAAAUUUGGCUUCCAAUUUGGUCAAAGGUCAGAUCCCUUCUUCCCUCUCGAGAUGCGCGGAUUUAGAAGUCCUAGACCUAUCCGGCAACCAAGUCAACGGAACAAUCCCGAAAUUUCUUGGUGAUUUCUCCAAGCUUAGAGAGCUCUAUCUUUCUUUUAAUCGGCUUAGUGGUCCGAUUCCUGUUGAGCUAGGAUAUGGGUGCCGGAGUCUGCAAAUUCUGGACUUGUCCGGAAACUUGUUUACGGAAGGCAUUCCCUCCAAUUUAGGAAAUUGUUCUGAGCUGCUAGUUCUAAUGCUGUUUUCCAACCUUCUUGAGGGUUUUAUACCUCCUGAUCUUGGGCGACUGAAAAAGCUUCAGGUUUUGGACGUCUCAAGGAACAGUCUGAGUGGAAAUGUACCUGCUGAGUUAGGAAACUGCUUAGAAUUGUCUGUCAUUAUUCUUCUGAAUCAAUAUGAUCUGAUGCCAGAUGAGGAAGCCACGGGCUCUGUUGAUAUUGAUGAAUUCAAUUGUUUUCAAGGAAGACUGGCUGAAAAUAUCACAGCUCUACCAAAGCUUAGGGUGCUUUGGGCUCCAAGAGCAACAUUUGAAGGGACAAUUCCUAAGAAUUGGGGACUCUGUGAGAAUCUUGAGAUGGUUAAUUUAUGCCAGAAUCAAUUUCAAGGACAUAUACCACAGGCAUUUGCCCAAUGCAAAAGGCUUAGAUUUCUAAAUUUGAGUUCAAACAGUUUGACUGGUUGGCUUGAUGAUGAACUUCCCGUGCCAUGCAUGGAUGUCUUUGAUGUCAGUGUGAAUCAGUUGUCUUCCUCCAUCCCUAGGUUUACCAACACAGAAUGCCCUUCAUCUAAGGUCACACCAGAUGAAUUGUCCUCUUUUUAUAUUUCAUUAUUUGCUUACAACUGUCUUAAAGGUCUGAAAUGGCCUCUUGCUGAACCUGGUGGCGAAUUGAUUAUAUAUCACAAUUUUGCAAAGAAUAAUUUUACAGGCACUUUGUCUUCUUUACCAUUGGCCACCGGUAGGUUCCAGAACAAUACUGUCUAUGUAUUUCUUGCUAAUGGGAAUCAUCUUUUUGGAUCACUGAAUGCUAUUAUAUUGGAGAAGUGCAGCAGGGUGAGUCAUUUGGUGAUUGACUUGAGCAAUAAUAUGAUAUCUGGAAGAUUUACGUCAGAAGCAGGCAUGACAUGCCGGUCUCUUGUGGUGUUGGAUGUUGCUAGUAAUCAGAUAUCGGGAACCAUUCCUGCAAAUUUUGGGUUGUUAAGUAAUCUUGUUUGUCUGAAUUUGAGUUGGAAUCAACUACAGGGUGAGAUACCUGCAGGAAUCACACAGUUAAAAAGGUUAAAGUAUCUCUCGUUGGCCGGUAACAAUUUCAGUGGUCACAUUCCUCCUGACAUAAUUAAAUUGCAAGAUCUUCAGGUUUUGGAUCUGUCUUCAAAUUCCCUUGCUGGUUAUAUUCCUACUGUUUUUGUGAAGUUGAGAAAUCUCACUGCCCUGUUACUUAAUAACAACAAGCUUUCUGGGGCAAUUCCUUCAGCUUUUGCCAACUUUGCGUCACUUUCGAAAUUCAAUGUUUCUUUCAAUAAUUUGUCUGCAUCAUGGCCUCUUAAUGCCAGUACACUGAAAUGUGAUAGUGUCUUUGGAAACCCUUUGCUGCAAUCUUGUCCUGCAUAUUCUCUCUCUGCUCCUUCAUCUGAUAUGCAAAGAAGUAGCCAGAGUCCACAGUCAUAUAUGGACUCAGUGUCAGCAAGCUCAUCCAAUGAUACCAGAGGCAACAAUGGCUUUAGUUCUAUUGAAAUUGCCUCAAUUGCAUCAGCAGCAGCCAUAGUUUCAGUCCUCUUAGCUCUGAUUGUCCUGUAUAUUUACACAAGAAAGUGCGCUCCAAGGGCUAGGUCCUCUGUUAGGUCUUCUGGGAGAAAGGAAGUGACUGUCUUUGUUGAGAUUGGGGUUCCAUUGACUUACGAGAGUGUUGCACGAGCAACUGGUGGUUUUAAUGCAAGUAACUGCAUUGGAAGUGGAGGUUUUGGGGCCACAUACAAGGCUGAGAUUUCACCAGGGGUUCUAGUGGCUAUCAAGAGACUCGCAGUAGGAAGAUUUCAAGGUGUUCAACAAUUCCACGCAGAGAUAAAGACUCUUGGAAGAUUGCGACAUUCUAAUCUUGUGACGCUAAUAGGUUACCAUCUUAGUGACUCUGAGAUGUUUCUGAUUUACAAUUACCUUCCAGGUGGUAAUUUGGAGAGAUUUAUACAAGAAAGGUCGAGCAGACCUGUAAAUUGGAGAAUGCUUCACAAGAUUGCUUUAGACAUUGCCAAUGCUCUUAAUUAUUUACAUGACCAAUGCGUGCCCCGUAUCCUUCAUCGGGAUGUUAAACCAAGCAAUAUAUUGUUGGACAAUGAAUUUAAUGCUUAUCUUUCAGAUUUUGGAUUGGCAAGGCUUCUAGGAAAUUCUGAGACCCAUGCAACUACUGGUGUGGCUGGAACUUUUGGGUAUGUUGCUCCUGAAUAUGCCAUGACAUGUCGUGUUUCUGAUAAAGCAGACGUAUAUAGCUACGGUGUGGUGCUCUUGGAGCUAAUUUCAGAUAAGAAAGCACUGGAUCCUUCCUUCUCUCCAUAUGGGAAUGGUUUCAAUAUUGUAACUUGGGCAUCCAUGUUAUUGCAAAAAGGCCGGGCCCGUGAGUUCUUCACCGAUGGGCUCUGGGAUGUGGCUCCCCAUGAUGAUUUGGUGGAAACCUUGCACUUGGGUAUCAAGUGUACUGUCGAUUCACUUUCUAUUAGGCCCUCAAUGAAGCAAGUUGUUCAACGAUUAAGGGAACUCCAACCUUCACAUUUUGGGCGUGGUUAAUUUAUUCAUCUUGAGUGGUAAAGUGAUACUUAUUUGUCUGCCAUUCCAAUGAACUGAGCUGUCCCAAGGAUGGAAUACCUGAGAGUUUUCGCCACCUGAGCUUCAUGAUAAGCUGACUGGUAUAAGCAGUAUCCUUUGGAAUUCUUACCGAGAAAGAUCCAUCUGAGAGCAUAAUUGAAGUGUUGGAGAGCCCCUGGAUUUUUGAUGUGUGAAUAAGAAAUACCUACCUCAGUGAGUGAAAGGCAAUGCUAUUGCUGAUUAUCAGUUCAUAUGGAGAGACCCAUGGUUGCUCCAAUACACUCAUGAGAACCUGUGCUCUUAUCUGUGACAGGUAUCAGUCUCACGCUCCAUUAGCUGGAGCAAAUCUUCACUUGACAUCAAGUUGUCAUCACCUUCAUUGAGGCUCUCAGCUUUGAGAUGAUCAAUGUCAGAGCACAAAACUUUUAGCAAUUGACGUCUGCUGGGGAACGUCCCUUUCAUCCAUUGAACCAAUACCUUGGGGCAAACAUGUAACGACGAUGCAUCUAACUCCAACUUACGUAGUAGAAGCUCAUUCACUACAUCAAACACCAGCUUGCGGUUGAGUUUCUCGGUAUCUGACUUGAACUGGUUGCUACUUUUAUUAACGGCCUCUGGUUCGACAAGGUAGCCAAUCAGGAUUUAUCAGAUGCCUGAAGGAUGAAGCUGGUUGGCCAUUGUGUUAAUUUGUCUCAAUGUUAGAUCUCUCAUCAGAAGACCUGAUGCCUGGAGUAUUUCAGCCACAUACUGGUGAUCCAUAGCCACUUGAUCACUUGCUGGAGGUUUAGCAACACCAGAGCUUAGAUUGCUCAGCUUCUGGAUUUGGUGUUUGAUGUUAGUGAGCUUCUUGGGAUGGUGGAACAAAGAGCUCGAUUUAAGCAAUGGGUCACAACGAGUGGUGACACUAAGUGAGGCUUCAAUUUUAUCAUCUGGAAAUUUAAUAGAAAAUACUAUCAUUAUUUGCUUCAUGCUGGUGCCUAAUCUGAUAAAUAAUAAUUGUAUUGAGAUUCAGACUACCAUUUUCUCGUCAUGUUUUGCUGAGUAUAGUGCACAAAAGUAUGCAUUUAGUAAUGCAAGAAAAAAAUGUCCAUGCAUGGGGGAAUGUUUGAGAAACACCAGGUAAAAGAAAUCCGGAAGAAAAGGAUAGAUUCCCUCACUUCAUUGGCUGAUACAUUGAAUUAACUUACCAUUUCUAAUAUGGACGAGUAAUGUAUAUAAGCAAAGAUGCCCAUGUAACCCUGACCUUCAAGUGAAUCUGAAGAUAUUCUCACAGAAGGAAGAUCGUCCCCAUAAUGUGAAUCAUCUAGAAUAGAUGUUGGCCUUGGUUGCUUGGAAAUAGCAAUUUUUGGAUCCAUGGCUAACAUGUCUUCUUUUGCAUUAUGUGAUUUUUUUUUCUGGAAAAAUGUAUGCAAUAUGAUCAGUGCUUCAGUGAAUGCAAUUGGCAAGAACAAUAAGUUAAA
Messenger RNA from Zingiber officinale, 5047 nucleotides. RefSeq names its product LRR receptor-like serine/threonine-protein kinase RPK2. NCBI's taxonomy places the organism in Eukaryota, Viridiplantae, Streptophyta, Magnoliopsida, Zingiberales, Zingiberaceae. The transcript has 4 exons. Gene Ontology annotation, cellular component: plasma membrane. The coding region runs from base 204 to 3569 and encodes 1121 amino acids. Gene Ontology annotation, biological process: protein phosphorylation. The record is from RefSeq and is a predicted model, not a curated record. Gene Ontology annotation, molecular function: protein kinase activity; protein binding; ATP binding.